Chiloscyllium plagiosum (whitespotted bambooshark) is the source of this 1359-nucleotide messenger RNA. It is a transcript of the gene ech1, whose product is annotated as enoyl CoA hydratase 1, peroxisomal. Gene Ontology annotation, molecular function: delta(3,5)-delta(2,4)-dienoyl-CoA isomerase activity. Gene Ontology annotation, cellular component: mitochondrion. NCBI's taxonomy places the organism in Eukaryota, Metazoa, Chordata, Chondrichthyes, Orectolobiformes, Hemiscylliidae. The record is from RefSeq and is a predicted model, not a curated record.
UGCGGUGAUACUGCCCGGCCGCGGGAGGCGCUGUAGGCGGGAUUGUCUCCAGGUCGCUGUCGGGGCCGAUGGCUGGUCUUCUGGUCGGUGGAGCACGGAGGAGCUGUCGAGGCCUGUUCCAAACGUUGCAAAUUGGAAUACGGACAAUGUCUGCUGCUGUGGCCUCAUACGAUUUUGAGACUCUGCAUGUCUCGCAACCAAGAGACAGUGUGCUGCAUGUGGAAUUGAACAGACCUAACAAGAGGAAUGCAAUGAAUCAUACCCUUUGGAGAGAGAUGGUGGAAUGCUUUAACAAAAUCACACAUGACCCUGAUCACAGAGUAGUUGUUGUAUCAGGAGCUGGAAAAAUGUUUACUGCAGGAAUUGAUCUGAUGGACAUGGCUGGACAAGUAUUGCAGCCUACAGGAGAUGAUGCAGCAAGGAAAGCCUGGCACUUAAGGAACAAGAUCCUCCAAUAUCAGGAGAGCUUUAACGUGAUAGAAAAGUGUCCUAAGCCAGUGAUUGCAGCAGUUCAUAAUGCGUGCAUUGGAGGAGGUGUAGAUUUGAUUACAGCCUGUGACAUACGGCUAUGCUCGCAGGAUGCCUGGUUCCAGGUGAAGGAGGUGGACAUUGGAAUGGCAGCUGAUGUAGGAACUUUGCAGCGACUGCCCAAAAUUAUAGGAAGUGCCAGUCUAAUGAGCGAACUGGUAUAUACAGCGAGGCAGUUGAUGGCAGACGAAGCACUGAGCUGUGGUCUGGUGAGCCGAGUCUUUGAAGACAAAGAAGCCAUGUUGGAAGGUGCCUUCGAGAUGGCAUCUGAGAUAGCCAGUAAGAGCCCAUUGGCAGUACAAGGAACCAAGCUGAACCUGAUUUAUUCAAGAGACCACCCUGUUAAGGACGGUUUGAACUAUAUUGCCACAUGGAACAUGUCAAUGUUACAAACAGAUGACCUUAUAAAGUCAGCCCAGGCUGCAAUGGAGAAAAAGUCCCCCAAAGAUGUGCCUUACUCCAAAUUGUGAUGGAAAAAAGUUUCAAUAUACCUGUUCUCAAUUUGCGCUAAUAAUUCCUCUAAUUCUGAUGAUUUUGAAAGCAAAUAAACUCAUAGAACAUUGCCUACAAAAAUGUUAUUUACAAUGUAGAUGUUAUCAAAUCAUUUUUACAUUCUGUGAUUUUUAUUUGCCAUCAUUUUCAGCUUUUGAUUUGUAAAUCCACCAGUGUAAUCAUGUAAUCACAAUAAUCAUUAUGGGGAGAUGGAGGCAUAGUGGUAAUGUCACUGACUAGAAAUCCGGGGAAAAUGGUUUCAAGUCUUACCACGGCAGCAGGAAUGGAAUUUAAAUUCAAUCAAUGAAUUUUGGAAUUAAAAAGAUAUGAUCACCAUUA